UGUGUCAACCAGCGCAGAUCACGUGAUUGAUGACGUAUGACGCGCCAAAUGCAUCACUCACCUGAACCAGGUUUCAGAUCUCAGGUGUGUUUGAUCAGAAGGGCGCGCUGUUGUCUAUAAAUACAGAUGAAUCCCAAACAACGUUUCCCGACCAGUUCUGUUGUUUCCCGUGUAUCGUAAGAAUCAACGUCAUGGCACCCGGUAAAAAACGUUCUGUGGCUUGGGAUCAUUUCAACUUGAUUUCUCCAAAUAAGGUGCAAUGUUUGAUUUGCAAACAUGAAUUUGCAUUUAAUGAUAGUACGUCCUCCAUGAUGCGACAUCUCCGCUCCGUUCAUCAUGUUGAAACUCCGCAGUCGGCAAAUCAAGCCUUCAAUCCACCUUGUAUUGUGUCAAGAAAGCAAGAACUUGAUUCUGCAUUGGUGGAUAUGAUUGUAAUGGAUGCACAACCAUUUUCAAUUGUUGAAGACAAAGGCUUCAAGGCUUUUGUCAACCUUUUGGACCCAUCCUACAUAAUUCCUAAUAGGAAGGCCUUGAGGACAAUGGUGGAGGAGAAGUACAAAGCCAAAAAGGAGAAGGCUUUAGAUGUGGUUAGCAGGGCCUCUGCUGUCAGCCUUACAGCAGACAUGUGGACAUCCAUUAACAUGGACACUUACUUGGCUGUAACAUGCCAUUUUAUCACCGAGGAGGUGGAGCUGGCCUCUGUGGUCUUGGGGGUUCUGAAGUUUCCCCAAACCCACACUGCAGCUCACUUGGCUGAGGCCAAAAAUCUUCUCAUGGAAGAAUGGGGAAUUAAAGGGAAGGUGACAGGCCUGGUUACAGACUGUGCUCCCAACAUGGUUGCAUGUGCUAAUAUAUUACUGCUUCGGCACAUAAUGUGUUUUGCACAUAUGCUUAAUUUGGUGGUGAAAAAGUCCCUUGCCCAAACCCCUGAACUAGAGGAUAUCCGAAGUAAGGGGCGUAGGAUUGUCGGUCUUUUUAAAUCCAGCACCACAGCGAAGGAGAAGCUGUCAGAGAUGCAGCGACAGCUGGCCAGGCCAGAGCACAAAUUAAUACAAGAGGUGGAAACAAGAUGGAACAGCACAUUUAAUAUGUUGGAAAGGCUGUUUAAGGAGAGAGAGCCACUGGGGGCAGCUCUGGCCACCCUCCAUACAGACCUUCCUCCACUCACCUCAGAGGACUACCAGGCCAUACACCACUGCUUGAGCAUUCUUUCACCGUUUCAAGAGGCCACAGUUGAGCUUUCGACAGAAAAACGAGUGUCAGCAUCCAAAGUCAUUCCCAUGGUCAAAAUGCUGAAACAUUACAUCUCAAGCAGGUGUGGUCAGAUCACACACCCACUUAGUGAAAAACUGGCCACUAACUUGAAGAACAAUCUCCAUGAGAGGUUUUCAGCUCUGGAGAAGGUCACUGCUCUGUCAAUGGCAACCUUGUUGGACCCAAGGUUUAAAGAGCUGGGGUUCUGCAGCCAAGGCUCUGCCCACACGGCCAUAGAGCGACUCACUAAAGAGUGUGCUGCAAGAAUGCAGGCGCUACUUCCAGAGGCACAGCCACAGUCGCCACCUAGAGAAGGUCCUUCAAGUCAGCAGGAAGAUGGUGGUCUCUGGGCCCUGCUGGACAGGCAUGUGGGGGUUCAACAGCAGGUGACCAGCACAACUGCCAGUGCAACAGUGGAGGUUCAGAGGUACUUAAAGGAACCUCACAUCCCAAGGACUCAGGACCCACUGAGAUACUGGGUUACCAACAAGGUUUUAUACCCACAUCUCUACAAGCUGGCAAUGAAGUUUUUAUGCACACCAGCUUCAUCUGUGCCUUGUGAGAGGAUCUUCUCCAAGGCUGGCGAAAUCGUCAGCCAAAGACGAAACAGGCUGAAGCCCAGCACAGUGGAGAAAAUUCUGUUUUUAAAUAAAAAUCUAUAACAUGUA
Oryzias latipes (Japanese medaka) is the source of this 1922-nucleotide messenger RNA. NCBI's taxonomy places the organism in Eukaryota, Metazoa, Chordata, Actinopteri, Beloniformes, Adrianichthyidae. The record is from RefSeq and is a predicted model, not a curated record.